CACCAACGAGGCGGGCUUUCACUUUCCCUUCUCUCUCUGUGUAUGCCACACCUUUUUUUUGCUCCGACAAUUACAUUCUCUCGGUUUUUCUCUUCUCCACCCGGUGCUGACCCCGCUGUGGGAUUAGUAGUCGGGCAACAUGGAGCAUAUUCACAAGCGGGAUGUGCAUACUUCGCAUACGGAGCGUAGUAGUAGCACCGUGGAGAUUCGGCAGGUUCAGAACGUUGCUUUUGCCGAUGCUACGGCAAAGGCUAAUGUUAGGCCGUGGACAAAGGCUAUGUUCAAGUUGUACUUUUGCCUCUUUAUCGCCACACUCAACUCUUGCAUCAAUGGCUACGAUGGAUCGCUCAUGGGCGCAAUCAACAGCUAUCACCAGUACCGGUCGUAUUUUGGCUUCGACAUCGAUGAGGGGACGCCGACUACUGGAAUCGUCUAUGCCAUUUAUACAAUUGGUAACCUUGUCGGCUCGUUUGUAGCCGGUCCAGCUACAGAUUUCCGAGGACGAAAAUGGGGGAUGUUUAUUGGCACUUCGAUUAUCAUUGUUGGUGCCUGUAUUCAAGCAACGUGCGUUAACCUCGGUGGCUUCAUGGGUGGUCGUUUUAUUCUGGGCUUCGGUGUCGCCAUAACAUCGACUGCCGGCCCAGCUUAUGUAUCUGAAAUGGCCCAUCCUUCCUACCGCGGCGUCUGCACCGGCAUCUUCAACACAUUCUGGUACGUCGGUGGUAUCCCCGGAUCCUUCGUUCCCUACGGCACAAGCAACAUCCCCGGCACGCAAUCCUGGCGCAUCCCCGUGUGGCUCCAACUCAUCUUCGCGGGCAUCGUCUUCUGCUGCUCACCAUUCCUGCCGGAAACCCCCCGCUGGCUCAUCGCCAAUGACCGGCACGAGGAAGCCCUAAACACGAUGGCACGCCUGCAUGGCGAAGGCGACCGCGACUCGCCCAUCGUCAAGCUCGAAUACAAAGAAAUGGUCGAAGACAUCAGCGUCACGGGCUCCGACAAGCGCUGGUGGGACUACCGCGAACUCUUCAACUCGCGCGAGGCCCGCUACAGAACCAUGCUCGUUCUCGCCAUGGCCUUCUUCGGCCAGUGGUCCGGCAACGGGCCCGUCUCCUACUACUACCCUACCAUGCUGCAAGGCGCUGGUAUAAACAACAAUCACACCCGUCUCCUCUACAACGGCAUGCAAAACGUCGUUUCCUUCAGCGGCGCCAUUUUCGGCGCCAUCUACACGGAUUCCUGGGGUAGAAGACCCCAGUUGCUUGUUUCGACGGCGAUGCUCGUCUUCAUCUUCGCCAUUGUGUGUGCGCUUGUUGCAACGAAUUUGAAGACGGGGCCGGAUGGGCAGCCGGCGGUUAUUGCGUUUGUCUUCAUAUGUGGGUUCGUGUAUAGUGUUGGCUACACGCCGUUGCAGCAAUUGUACCCUGUAGAGUGUCUGCGGUACGAGUCUCGCGCAAAGGGCAUGGCGUUUUAUAACUUUUGGGUUAACAUUGCGAAUUUCUACAAUACGUUUGUGACUGGGAUUGCGUUUUCAGGGGCGGGUUGGAAGUACUACCUCCUCUUUAUCUUCUGGGACAUUUUCGAAUUCAUCUUCAUCUACUUCUUCUUCGUCGAAACUCGGCGCCGCACCCUCGAGGAAAUCAGCGACAUCUUCAACGCUAAGAAACCAGUCAAGCACUCGCUCAACAAAACUAGUAUCCUCGUUCAUGCAAACGGCCGCGGCGUCACCGAGAUGGUGGAUAAGGAGGAAAGAGUCGUCGAGCGCGAUUUUGCGAAUAGCGCGUUUGUAAGGCCCGGGCAGGGGACUGCGCAGCCUAGGGAUAGUGGCGCGAGCGAGGGGAAGCUGAUUUGGAGGGAUGAGCUGAGGGAUAAGGUUAUGGAUGUUGGUAGGGGUAGUGCGGAGAGCGACAUGGCGAGGGAGGAGGCGCGAUAUGCUGGGGGUGGGUUUGCGGGGAAUGCGUGGAGGGAGGAGAGAGAGCCGUGGUAUGCGUCUUCGCCCAUGUCUUCGCCGAGAAGUCCAUAGCGUUUUGUUCUUUUGUUAAUGAUUUUCUUCUCAUCUUGUUUCUCCUUUUUUUUUUCACAUGUAAAUAUGUUACAUAUGUACACUUUGUUUCUGUAUUACCACACGAUUGUAUGUCUUUCUCAUCUUCUUGAACAUGGCUUGAUAGAACUACUACUGCGUUUAUCAACUCAAAUUGAAGAAAGAAAGAAAACUUGGGGUUUUAACCAACAAGUUAGUCUUGCUAUACUCUUUACCCCUGUGAGAACCCACAAAACUCCACGCAAUGCAUACCAUCUACAAAAAGGGGGGUAUCACACACAUGUCAGU
Molecule: messenger RNA, 2326 nt
Organism: Bipolaris maydis ATCC 48331
Lineage: Eukaryota; Fungi; Ascomycota; Dothideomycetes; Pleosporales; Pleosporaceae
Source: RefSeq, a predicted model, not a curated record